AACAUGGCAGCUGGGUACACAUAUGAAGAUUUUAAACUGGUCAUCCAUGAUCCUUUCGUGAAGUGUUCUCUUUGUGAUUAUGUCACACUGCCCUGUCACCUCUCACCUGAAACCAGUGCUGUUGCCAUGGAGAUCAGGUGGUUUAAGGGCACAGACUGUAUCUACCUGUAUAAGAAUGGCCAUGUGACUGUGAGGGAGGACUAUGAGGGCCGAGUGAGUGUGAACACCCUGGAGCUGCAGAGAGGAGACGCGUCUCUGACACUGAUAGUGAGCAGAGAGGAAGAUAAAGGACUGUACACAUGCCAGGUCAUCAGUGGAGAACACAAGGAGGAGGGAAGAGUCCGUUUGCUGGCAAGAAGUGCUAGUGAGUACCAGAGUGAAGUUGAUCUAGAUCUGUCCAGCAUUCCUUUUGGUCGGUUGAUUGGUCGGCUAUUUGGUUUAACAAUGCAGAGAAAUAUAACUGAUGAAGAGAGGAUGAGAAUGGAGGAAUCUGUCCAGUUUCUGGGAAACAUCCAGGCGGUUUCACCAUAUGAAUCUGUAGGGCUGCUGCAGUUGGAGUUAAGGGAACUGGCCCAGGCUGUGAUUGGACCCCUGAAGAGUGGGCUCCAUUCCUUCAACAACGUCUCGGACAUGCUCCUCAGUGUCAAUGCAGAUAUUGUCCUUCCUGGAUGCCGGACCUUUAAUAAGAUCAGACAAGAGAUUAAAAACAUGAAGCAGCAGAUGGAAAAGUCAGAGCUGGUGGCCGGAAACGAGCUUCAACGCCUGGAUUGGGAGACUGAGAGACUCACUGCAGAGCAGAGUCAUUUAGCGAAUGAGAGAAGGCAGAGAGAGGGUGAGUUAGGAACAUUUAAAACACAGCUGGAGUCACACAGAUCCUCUUUAGAGAGUUACAAUGAAGCUCUAAGGACAGAGAAGAGAAACCUGGAGUCAGCAGAAGACACCCUGCGCAGGCAGAGGCAGAGAAGAGACGAGGCAGAGACGAUAAGGAAUGCUGGGUUUUUUGUUACAUUAAUCCCAAUUGCGGGCUGGAUUGCUGGCCCAGCUAUGAUGAUUGGUGGUCAAAUAGACAUGAUUGUAGCCUCUGAAGCAGCAGGCACCGCUAGGAGGGAGAUAGAGAACUGUGAAUCUCAGGUGAGAUCAUACUCUGGCAAAGUGUCUGAAUACUGGAACUUGAUCCAUAAAGCUGUCUGCGACAUCCAAGAGGUUGACUGUCGGAUUCGUGAGAUGGAGGCCAAGCGGCGGGGUGUGUCUGUGAAGCGGGAGGUUGUUGCUGAUGUUCAGGCUAAAAUGAGGAGAACUGUCCAUCAGCUGGGGCUGCUGUGUGGAGUGGGGAGCGCGGCAGAGCUGCAGACCCGACGCCUGAUCCUGCUGGAGCCUGUGAUGAAGGUGAUGGAGGAGAUGACAACAGCACUGGGUCAGAUCACUGGAGAUGACCUGCUGCACACAGAAGGCAUAAAGAGCCUAAUGUGGGAUAUGAAGAAGAACCAGAAUAAACUACGACAACUUGCUGACACCAGAGAUACUGGUCUAUAUAAUGAAUAUUACUAACUUGCCAUUCCCUAACUACAUUUUUGUUAAUCUCUAUUUCCUCUAAACUUGAAAAUCUUUUGAAAAUCUCACAGAGCUUUAUUUGACAAAGACAGGACUUGAUGGGCUAUUUUGGAUAAAAUGCUUGCUUGUUUCCCUUUUGUUUAGAUGCUUAGAGAGAUGUGUAUUAAUGUAAGCGCAGCCUUCCUUAAUUGAAAGUAAGCACUGCACUGGUCUGAUGAAAUGAGAAUAGGAUUGUAAGUGAAAAGAGAAAAUAAACACAUUUUAAAACGCUUUUUUAAUUUUAUGGAUAAAAGAAAUGCCUAAUGGUUUUAUGAGAUGAGGAAUGGUGUUUGUUGUAUGUUUCUAUACCUUUUUCUAUACAUUUUCGGAGACAAAUAAAGCAAUAUGGGGAAUGUCAUUAUAUUCACAGUAAGUGUAAAGCUUUGCAUUGUUUGAAAAAAAAAUAAAGGUGCCACAAAUGA
Molecule: messenger RNA, 2012 nt
Organism: Clupea harengus (Atlantic herring)
Lineage: Eukaryota; Metazoa; Chordata; Actinopteri; Clupeiformes; Clupeidae
Exons: 10
Coding region: 4-1548 (514 amino acids)
Source: RefSeq, a predicted model, not a curated record